This is a messenger RNA of Tetrahymena thermophila SB210, 1194 nucleotides long. Its product is annotated as GTP-binding protein YchF. Gene Ontology annotation, molecular function: ATP binding; ATP hydrolysis activity; GTP binding. Gene Ontology annotation, cellular component: cytoplasm. NCBI's taxonomy places the organism in Eukaryota, Ciliophora, Oligohymenophorea, Hymenostomatida, Tetrahymenidae. The transcript is spliced from 5 exons. The record is from RefSeq and is a predicted model, not a curated record.
AUGUUCACUCAAACCAUUUUCAAAUAGUUUUCUAAAAAGAAACCUGCAGCUGCAAAUUAAGCAGCUAUAGCAAAAUAGAUAGCUUCAUAAAUCAAUUUUGGACGCCCUGGAAAUACAUUAAAAAUGGGUAUUGUAGGUAUGGCUAAUGUUGGAAAGUCAUUGACUUUUAAUUUACUAUGCAAAUAAAGUGUUCCAUCAGAAAAUUUCCCUUUUUGCACAAUUGACCCAAACACUGCUAUUGUUAAGGUUCCUGAUAGUAGAUUUGAAUACUUAGUUAAAGCUUUUAAGCCAGCAAGUUAAGUUGAAGCCCAUUUGUAGAUUACAGACAUCGCUGGUUUAGUAAAAGGUGCUUCUGAAGGUCAUGGCCUAGGUAAUGAGUUUUUGUCUCACAUUAGCGAAGUAGAUGGAAUUUAUUAGGUAGUUAGAGCUUUUGAAGGAGAGAAUAUUUUGCAUACAGAAGGUUCAAUGGAUCCUGUUAGAGAUUUAGAUAUUAUUAGCAAGGAACUUAUUGCGAAGGAUUUGUAAUUUGUAGAUAAGAAAUUAGGUUAAAUUUCAACAAAAGCUGCCCGUUCAGGUAAUCCUGAAAUGAAAUAGUAAGUAGAAGUCUUAACAAAAGCUAAGGAUCACUUGAUAAAUCAUAGAUGGAUCAGAUUUUAAAAGUGGGAUGAUAAGGAUGUUGAAGUUUUGAAUAAGCUUUUGCUUCUUACAACUAAACCUGUUACAUAUUUAAUUAAUUUAAGCAAGAAAGACUACUUAGAAUAAAAUUGCAAAUUUAUUCCUUCUAUUGCAGAUUGGAUCAAGGAAAAAGGAGGUGAUAGCUAAAUCAUUUAGUACUCAGGAGUUUAUGAAAAAGAAAUAGAAGAUAAGCCAGAACUUUUAAAUACUUCUCAGUUAAAAAAUAUAAUUUUAAACGGAUAUUCACUUUUAAAUAUGUGCCAUUUCUUUACUGUUGGAACUGAUGAAGUCAGAGCAUGGACUAUUAAAAAGAACUCUACUGCUCCUAAAGCUGCAAGUGUGAUCCACACUGAUUUUGAAAAAGGCUUUAUUAGUGCUGAAGUUCUUUCAUAUAAAGAAUUCGAGGGUUUCGGCAGCAACGGAGUUGAAAAAUUAAAAAAAUCAUUUAGAAAAGAAGGUAAAGACUACAUAGUUUAAGAUGGUGAUAUUGUUCAUUUUAAAUGCAAAAUUGUUAGAUGA